Phlebotomus argentipes is the source of this 3136-nucleotide messenger RNA. RefSeq names its product mid1-interacting protein 1-like. The record is from RefSeq and is a predicted model, not a curated record. The transcript has 3 exons. Gene Ontology annotation, cellular component: cytosol. The coding region runs from base 519 to 1229 and encodes 236 amino acids. Gene Ontology annotation, biological process: regulation of lipid biosynthetic process. Lineage: Eukaryota; Metazoa; Arthropoda; Insecta; Diptera; Psychodidae.
ACGCUCCGUGGCUGAAGGUUUACUCUUGGUGUGUGGGCUUGGUCACAGUGUUGGUGGUUGCAUUUGACCAUUUUUUUUACUUGUCGCUCGCUUCUCCGCCCUGAGAAAUACACUUCAGGCCCCUGAAUUCAGUGUUGUGUGCGCGAUGUGCUGAGGGAGACAAGUUCUCGUGUGACACGUAUCCCGCAAUUGAACGGGAAAUUACAUAAAAAUAGCCACAUUUUGUCCAUCGCAUCCCUUCCUUUUCUUACGUGUGCGCGCCCAAUUGAGCAAUCCGAAAGAGAAACACCUCGAAGUUGCCGAAAGCGAGGAACAUUUUGUGUGUGGAUUUUGGCAUCAGUGAAUUUUUGUCUGCCUUGUUUUUCGUGUGCUCUUGAACACCCAAAUAAUUCAAUACACGCAGCGUUGGAGAACGCGCGAAGUGCCGCCAAGUGCACUUCUCUCACAGCCCCAUUGCACGUCCUUUCGCCUGUCACAUUUUCUUCGUCCUACCUGGAGUACGGCAGGAGCUGGUAAAGAUGAACGGCUACACGGAUUUAACCACCAACAUCGAGAACAGUCGAAACUGUCUGAGACGAAUUGCUCGUCACGAUGAUCAGGAGUUCUCCAACCAAAGCAUAAUCAAUGUGAUGGAGAAAUUUGUGAAGACAGUGAAUGCCAUGGAUGAGACCAUACUCGUUCCCUCCCGCCUCAUGGAUCGUCAGGUGGGAGAUUCCACUGAUACAGUUCCAGUUUCGCCGAAAGCCUUCCACCAUGGCCACACGAAGAGCAAGAAGCGCGACACGGUGCGCGAGUACCUGAACUCGGCGGACCUGCUGAAGCUGUACAACAUGCUGAAUCUGGUGAAGAAUGACCUGCUGUGGGCCAGGAAUGACACCAGCGAGGAGGUGAAGCAGGAGAAGAGCGCAGGCGAGUUGAGUACAAAUGUGGCAAAGGAGGAGGUGGUGAGCAAGGAGGAGGCGACGGUGAAGGGCCACGUGAGGAGGCCCAGCACCAUCUCCAUGUCCUCCUCCCACUCCGUGAGCACGCUCAGCGACUCAGAGAGCGAGAUCAGCAAUGAGAAUGACUCGGGCAUCGAGUCGGAGAGUCGCCGCGACCUGGACAAGAGUCAGGAGCUGGCCAAGCAGUUCCGGACACACCUGCUAGGCCUCUAUCGUAGCCUGGAGCAGAUGACGGAGGCGGCCAACUAUCUCACUGCGCGGUACCAAAGCGACGUGGGUCCAGUAUAAAGUUGGGUUGUUGGCGGCGCGUGAGAGCAAAUGGGGGAGCCUGAUUGAGGGAGAGAACAAGAUUGUACCAACCCUAAGCCCACCACCCAAUUUUUGUAGUCGUGUAAACUGUGAAGAAUAACGGGGGAACAGAUAAUAUUUAGAGAGAGAGUGAGAGACGAGGAGGAACCAAUAGUUGCCACUGAGAAAGCUUCACCUGUGAAUUGGCGAGGAGUAAUCGCGUUUAUGUUGCACUCUGUCUUUUCCUCAACCUUUUUUUGGAGGACUCCUUUUGUCGUGUGGAGAGAAAUUGCGCUUAUUUUCACGUCAUUUUCGCUCAAUUGAUCAUUAAUAAAUUAUUAUACAAUCCAGCUUCAUAUACUUUUCCUUUCCAGUCGCUGGUCGCAAUGUUGAAAGCACUGAUGAUUGAUUUUAUCUGUACUGAAGAUUUAAGUUUAAGUGAGGCACUUUGGCCACGCCCACUCUGAAGCUCCGCCCCAUUGGCGGUCGCAUAAAUGCCUCGCUGUGCAUUUCUUAGUGAAUUCGAACAAGACACAAUGUGAACAAAGUCUGCAUGCAUUCAAUUGACCAGCGACUGUCUCUCUGUGAAGUGUUUUUUUGUGUUGAAUUAGUGCGAAUGAAGUCAAGUCACAGAAAUACAUUUCUCAAAAUGAAAACAUUGCUCAUACUUAAGAUGUUCGGAUAUUGGUGAAAUGGCUGAGAUGAAGAGUGAAAGAGAGCGUGAAAGUGGUUUUGAAGAGUCUGGACGAGAAUUGCAGAUCGAUUGGCAAAGGAACAAUGCUCAGUUUCUCACGUCGCGCGCGUCUUUUCGCAAUUGCUGCUCGAUGAAACACAAAUUUCAAAAAAAAACUUGGCCAAUAGACAAACAAUAUAAGAGUUGAAUAGCUAAAGAAUUGCGUGUGAGUGUGUGUGAGUGAAGAGAGAGAGAGAGAGAAAAAAAAGUGUAGAAAAUGCGCUGUAUCGGCUUUAAUUUCUAAUGAGAAAUUCUUUAUUAAUAUUUUAGUGAGAGGAUAGGAGAGUUAGUUGAAAAAGCGUUGCCUUGAAAAUACAAUAUAGAAGACGGUUUACAUGAGAGUUCUUAUUUAAUUGUAUAUGGAAUUUAUGUAAGUGGCUUUUGGAAUUGGGAAAAGUGAUUCUUUCUCAAUUGCAACGCGCGCUUUUUCUUUGAGAAGUGGUGAAGCAGAUGACUGCUCGCGAUGAUCGCAAGGAGAACACAGAGCUAUUUAAUGUCAAGUUUAGUUGUUGAUAACUAAUGUGUAAGAGAGGAAGGAGGUGUUGUGCUUUUGGGCCGUUGAUGCCGUGCUUCGAGUAUCAAUGAAAGAAAAAGAAAAACACACCAAAAUAUGAUGUAAUCCAUUCCGUAUCCUAAGAAAUCUCAUAACUGUUGAGCUCUGACAAGAGGGAAUGUAGCGAAAAAUUGUGUAUUUAGUCAUACCUGAUUAAAUUUUGUAUAAAGUGCAAUUUUUUUUAUCAAAAAGAAAAAUACGGACAGAGCGUUACUGAGGCAGGUUUUUGCGGAUUUAAGCUGCGCCAAGAAUAUAGUGUCUAGCCAAAUAAAACCAUAUUAUAACUAGCAAUUAGAGGAGAAAAAACAUAUAAAAGGAGAGUUUCUUGAGUGAGAGAGAUGAAACAGCAAAGAUGAAUGCGAUUAAAUGUGAAAAUGAACGAGAGAGUGAAAACUACUUUUAUUUUUUGUAAAUGUUUGCAUUUCUUACCUUUCUUUCCUCGGAGAACCUCUUUGUAAUCUUAUAAAUGUUAAUAUCUAUAUAUAUAUAUACAUUUGUAUAAAAUUAAGCGGGUAAAGAUGAUAUAUAAAGUGAGAUGAUAAAUUAAUGAUUAUGAAAAUGAAAACCUUAUUUGUAAAUAAUGAAUUAAAAAUAAAAUUUGUUAAAAAACUUGUAAAAAGA